Molecule: messenger RNA, 3334 nt
Organism: Salvia miltiorrhiza (redroot sage)
Lineage: Eukaryota; Viridiplantae; Streptophyta; Magnoliopsida; Lamiales; Lamiaceae
Exons: 10
Coding region: 150-3191 (1013 amino acids)
Source: RefSeq, a predicted model, not a curated record
AGGCCCAACCCUCCUCUCCCUCUUUCUUGUUUCAUUGCUGGCGGAAGACUCCUUCUUCUUCUCAAUUACUCACGGAAGGGUUGAUAUAGUAGAACAUGUGAUACUACUGUUCUUGGCGGGGAAGUGGCAAAAUUGCAAUAGAUUUGAAGAUGUCUUCGUCUAAGGGAGUCUCCGAUUCUGACUCCGACUCCGACGAUGGAUUCAACGAAGACAUGGAGGCGCUACGAAGGGCUUGCCAGCUGACCGGCGAAACGCCUGCCUCCGCAGCCGCCGCCGGUGGCAUUGCCAGCGAGGCUUCCUCUUCCGAGGGGGAAUCCGACGGAGAUGAAGACAAUGACCUUCAAUUAGUUCGAAGCAUUCAGAAUCGCUUCGCCGUUCCCAUGGAUGUGGGGGAAGAGCCUCUGAAGAUGAAGCCCUUGUGUACCGUGCUGCCCGAUUUGUCCGACAGCGACGAUAUUGAGGAAGAUUACGAGACCCUCCGAGCUAUUCAGCGGCGUUUUGCUGCCUAUAAUGAUGGCAGCUUGAAGGAGAACUUUGAGGGAUUUUCACAUAGACCUGAGCAGGUGGGUGCUACUAUUAUAGACUCGGAAAAGGAAACUUCCAAUAGCUUUGUUGAGAGAACUAAUGCUCGAGAAGGAUUUCUUAAUUGUGUAGAUACGAGCGAGCCUACUGGAAAGAAAGUAGAAGUAUGUGAUAAUGCUGGUGGGAGUUCUGAUACAGUUGAAUGGAAUGAACUGGGUGUUGAUGAUGUGGCUGAAUUGCCACUCAGAACUUCUCACUUUCCUAACUCAGCCCUGGCAUUUGUUGAUGCUAUCAAGAAGAAUAGAUCGUGUCAAAAACUUAUAAGGAGUAAGAUGAUGCAAAUGGAAGCCAGGAUGGAAGAACUUGGUAAGCUAAUAGAGCGUGUCAGAAUCCUUAAAGACUUUCAGGUUGAUUGCAAGAAGAGGAGAGGACGAGCUUUGUCACAGAAAAAAGAUCAUCGUGUUCAGUUAAUUUCAGUGCCAAAGCUUAAGGCAAACAUGAAGCCCAAUGAAAAGAACAUUCCUGCUUCGUACAAGGGACCUCGAGAGAAUGUACAUGUUCCCAACUAUAAGGAGGCAUUGGCAACAUUUUCUAUCCCUUUUAAUAAGGAGAAGUGGUCUAAGGAAGAGAGGGAGAAUCUCUUGAAGGGUGUGAAACAGCAAUUUCAGGAAAUGUUGCUUCAGCAAUCUGUUGAUGAUCUAUACAGUGAGGCAGAUGGAUAUUAUGAUUCAAGUAAUGUUGACAACAUGAUGAAAUCAAUAAAAGAUUGUGACAUAACACCUGAGAGAAUGAGACAAUUCUCGCCUAAGGUUAACUGGGAUCAGCUAGCUGCUAUGUAUGUUCCUAGACGGACUGGUGCAGAAUGCCAAGCGAGGUUUUUUAACUCUGAAGACCCCUUAAUUAAUCAUGGCCCAUGGACUGCAAUGGAGGACAAGAAUCUUUUGCACAUUAUACAAGAGAAGGGAUUAAUUAACUGGAUAGAUAUUGCUGCAUCACUUGGAACAAAUAGAACCCCUUUUCAGUGCUUAGCACGCUAUCAAAGAAGUCUUAAUGCUUCAAUACUCAAAAGAGAGUGGACCAAUGAGGACGAUAAUAAACUUCGAGCUGCCAUAGAGACUUAUGGUGAGAGUAAUUGGCAAGCUGUUGCUAAUGCAAUGGAAGGAAGAAGAGGUACCCAAUGCUCUAACAGAUGGUUAAAGACCCUUCAUCCAACUAGGGAAAGAUCUGGAAAAUGGACUCUGGAGGAAGACAAACGCUUGAAAGUUGCUGUAACUCUUUUUGGGCCCAAAACGUGGAGAAAAGUAGCUAACUGUGUGCCUGGUCGUACACAUGUGCAAUGCAGGGAAAGAUGGGUCAAUUGCUUGGAUCCUUCCCUCAAUAAGGCUGAAUGGACCGAAGAAGAAGAUUUAAAAUUGGAAGAGGCCAUUGCAAAGCAUGGUUACUGUUGGUCCAAGGUUGCUGCCUGUAUUCCCCAUCGCACUGAUAAUCUAUGUUUGAGGAGAUGGAAGGUGUUAUUUCCAGCUGACGUGCCACAGCUGCAAACUGCCAGAAAGAUAACAAAGGCUGCUUUGAUAUCAAAUUUUGUCGAUAGGGAGUCUGAACGACCUGCCCUUGGGCCUAAAGACUUUCAAUUGCCAGAGACAUUGCGUAUUGCUGGAAAUGAAAAUGUUGAUCCCUCUAUGAGAAAAAGGAAGAGAUCAAGGCGGAGGGGGGUGCGUCAAUGUAAUGAAGAAGACACACUUUCUGGUGAGAUAUAUUCAGAAGAAGUUCUGAGGUUGACUGAUGGGAGCGAGCUUGAAAUUCAAGGAAGAUCCAUGCGUAGAGCAGGAAGGCAUAAAAGCUCACGUUUGCGGAAGAGCAAUGCUCGUCCUUCAUCAGAUAUUCAUUUGUCAGGUGGUCCGGAGACAGGGUUACUUGAUAUUCCCGAGGGGGAGGAAAUUACGGAAAUUCAUGUCAGUGAUGGUAAUAAUAUGAGAAAAUCUCAGCCACUGAAGAAACGGUCAGGGUAUUCACUUGUCCAUUGUCAUAAUUACAUGAUUUACAUAUCUAAAAUAUUUGCUGAUUGUUUUCUCUAUUGCAGAAAGAAUCCCACUACAUCUGUUGCAGUGAUAGGGGAUGAAGCAUGCAUGAAACAAUACGAACAUUUUGAUCCGAUAGAAGAACCAACUCCAGAUGUACCUCUUGAUGCUGAACUUGGAGGCGACAAUGCCAUCAUCACACAAAUUGCGAAGGCUUCUAAGCUGCAGCCAAGGAGGCGGAAUAGUCAAUUACUCAAGGAAGUACAGCAGACGAAGCCCGAAGCGCCCAGGCAAGCUGUGACGAAAAGACAAAUGAAAAAGGAUAAGAAACUAACCGAUGCAACAAAUGAUCAUCCGUCGUCUUUAUCUGAGGAUACAAAAGCAACAGAAGCUGGUUGUAUGAAAGAGAAGAUCGGUCACUCACCAAGGAAGAGGAAGAAAAGCUCUCAGAUACUCAUCCUUUAUCAGCGUAAAAGGCAAAAAACUGGAGACGGGGCUUGUUCGAAGCAAAUGCUAGUCAAAGAGGGAUUCAGAAGUGAUGAUCACGCGUGCCAGAAUCAAGCCUCGGAAGUUGAGGUUGGAGAUGGUAUGACUCUUGCUCAAUUUUUACAGCAAACUAAAGAAAAGAGGAAAUUGAAGACCCCUCUGUAGAAGUGAUACCAAUGUGUGGAAAUUCUUUUGUAGAAAUAUAGAAGAAGCAGGUAUAUGUUCAUACCAGUGAUUUUGUGUUUUUCAACUCUUAUUUUGGACCUAGCAAUUGUCUCCAUUACUUUAUGAAAUGGGAUUUUUGUACU